CGACUAGCAGCAACCAUGGACAAGAUCCGCGAGCGCCUUACUUCCCUCCGCGCCGAGGCCGACGCCGCCAUCGCCCGCGCAGAGACUGCCGAGGACAAGGUCAAGAAGCUCGAGCUCGACGUGCUCCAGAAGGAGCAGGAGAUCGCGUCGCUGCAGCACAAGAACCAGACGCUCGAGGCCGACGUCGACUCGCUCGAGGCCAAGCUCACCGAGCACAAGGGCGCAAAGGAGGACGAGGAGACGCACCGCUCGGCGAGCGAGGCCCUCACCCGCAAGGUCGACCUCCUCGAGAGCGAGCUCGACCGGUCCGAGAAGCAGCUCAAGGAGGUCACCGACAAGCUGCGCCAGACGGACGUCAAGGCCGAGCACUUUGAGCGCCAGAUCACGCGUGUCGAGCAGGAGCGGGACCAGUGGGAGAAGAAGUACGAGGACGCCGUCGACAAGUACAACAAGAGCAAGGCCGAGCUCGACGAGCUCGCGCGCGCGAUGGAGGACAUCUAGAGCAGCUCUGGGUCUCUCUCCACGCUCUCCCUCUCCUGCAGUUUCCCCCUCACGCCGUCGCCCAUGUCGUUAUCCCUCCACCGUCUGUGCACCCCGCUCCCUCCGUUGCAGCCGCACCUCCCUCUCCUUCCCUCCCUCCCCUUCUGCCCGCUUGGCCGUGUAGUCCCCCUCCUCCUCUCGUCGUCGAGACGACGAUCUCGCAGUGCGACUCUCCCUUUCGUCCGUG
Messenger RNA from Rhodotorula graminis WP1, 727 nucleotides. RefSeq lists its product as uncharacterized. The transcript has 6 exons. The record is from RefSeq and is a predicted model, not a curated record. Lineage: Eukaryota; Fungi; Basidiomycota; Microbotryomycetes; Sporidiobolales; Sporidiobolaceae. The coding region runs from base 16 to 501 and encodes 161 amino acids.